This is a messenger RNA of Aspergillus neoniger CBS 115656, 1709 nucleotides long. It is a transcript of the gene met2, whose product is annotated as homoserine O-acetyltransferase. Gene Ontology annotation, molecular function: homoserine O-acetyltransferase activity. The transcript has 3 exons. Lineage: Eukaryota; Fungi; Ascomycota; Eurotiomycetes; Eurotiales; Aspergillaceae. Bases 158 to 1618 code for a protein of 486 amino acids. Gene Ontology annotation, biological process: L-homoserine metabolic process. The record is from RefSeq and is a predicted model, not a curated record.
UGCGUUUCCCGCCCUUUUUUUCCUUUUAACUUUCCCUCCUGUUCAUUUUUGUGUCUACUGCUUCAUCUUGCUUCUCUCCCUCUCUCAUAGUUUUUAAACUUCGUCCUGCUACUUGUUCUGCAUCCAUACGUCCGUCAACCACAAGCGUCCGUCCAGUAUGGUCGCCCAAGCUGCCGCCCCCGGGCAAUUCCAGAGGGCUGAUUCCCAACCCGAAAACCCUUACUCGGCCCUCAUCACCGAUCAAUCGUUCGUCAUCAUUCCUUCUUUCACCCUUGAGUCUGGUGUUACCUUGCACAACGUUCCCGUGGCCUACACGACGAGAGGUCAACUCUCCCCCGAACGUGACAAUGCAUUGGUGAUCUGUCAUGCUCUCAGUGGUAGUGCGGAUGUCGCGGACUGGUGGGGUCCCCUGCUUGGUGGUCCCGGUCAAGCUUUCGAUACAUCGCGCUUCUUCGUCGUCUGCUUGAACAGUCUGGGUAGUCCGUACGGAAGUGCUAGCGCUGUGACCUACAAGGAUGGCGAUCCAUCCAAGGGCUUGUACGGUCCUGAGUUCCCUCUCACCACCGUCCGUGAUGAUGUAAAGAUUCACAAGAUGGUACUGGAUGACAUGGGCAUCCGUCAAAUUGCAGCCGUGGUGGGUGGCUCCAUGGGUGGUAUGCUUACUCUUGAGUACGCCUACUUUGGCAAGGACUAUGUUCGCGCAAUCGUUCCGAUCGCCACCUCUCCUCGUCAUUCGGCGUGGUGUAUCAGCUGGGGUGAAGCCCAACGGCAAAGCAUCUACAGUGAUCCCAAGUAUGAGGAUGGCUACUACCCGUUUGACGAUCCCCCGGCCACCGGUCUGGGUGCGGCGCGCAUGUCCGCCCUCCUCACCUACCGUAGCCGCAACUCUUUCGAGUCUCGCUUUGGCAGAAACGUGCCCGAUCCCUCCAAGCGGCAGACCAUCAAUGGUCAGGAAAGGUCGCCCACUCCCCCGAACGAGCACUGGGCUAUCCACAACGAUGGACACAAGAGUGGGCGCAGCUCGCCCGGGCCGCAGUCCGACGUCCAACACUCUGAAGUUCAGUUCCAAGACCCUCAGUUCUCCGGUGCCAAAACCUUCAGCAAGACCAUCGAGACCAACGGUUCCCAGAAGCGGCUCCCCACCUACUUCUCUGCUCAGUCGUACCUUCGGUACCAGGGCGAGAAGUUCGUGAAGCGUUUCGAUGCCAACUGCUACAUCGCCAUCACCCGCAAGUUGGACACGCACGAUGUGUCCCGACACCGGGCCAGUCCUUCCGCGGAGAACCCCGUCCGUGAAGCCCUGUCUCAGAUUGAGCAGCCAGCUCUGGUUCUAGGUAUCGAAUCCGAUGGACUGUUCACUUUUGAUGAACAGAAGGAGAUCGCUGCCGGCAUUCCGGACUCCCGCCUGAAGCGGAUCGAGAGUCCCGAAGGUCACGAUGCCUUCCUCCUCCAGUUCGAACAGGUCAACCGCUACAUCCUCGAGUUCUUCCGCGAAGUGCUGCCAGAUAUCAUGUCCAAGGCACCCGCCGAAGGAGUCGAGGCUGUGGACGGAGUCAACAAGCUAACCAAGAGCAGCACCUUCGGCGAAGCGGAAGUGGAAGAUAUCACCGCGUGGUAAACUGACCCCCAGAGUCCUAUUAGAUUUGGCGCAUUAGUUGCAGCCUUUUAUACUGCCUGAUGUACCGCGUGGGCAUGCCCCGGCCUUUCUC